UCGGCAAUACUGUGCACAGUUUGAGCGUCAGCACACGUCUGGAUCUGACGGGGGUUCUAUUUCGGGAACGCCAACCUCACACUAAUGCUGAUCCAACUCUCGACACUCCUUUGUCUUAUGAAAAGUAUAUCGGUCAAUUUGCGUAUAAAAUUAGUGUGUUGAUUAUAAAAGUCUUCCAAAAUGGGAAACUUACUCAGUGGUGCUUCAACAGAGAGUAACGCUUCAACUUUAAAUAACGUAGCAAGUGAGAGUGACACAAUGGAAAACGUUAACGUCUUAGUUGAUAACAAUGAACCAGUCAUUGAAGAACAGUUCCAUGAUAUUAUAAGUGAUGAUGAAGAAACCCGUGCUAAAAAUAAAGAAAAAGAAAUGAAUGAAUUCAGAAACCAGUUAAGCAUAAAACGUGAACAAAGAAAAGAAAUAUUAGCUCGACAUAGAUCUGAAAAGAGGGAUUUAGAGAAUGCUUUAAAAGAUGAAAAAGAGUCUAAAGUACAAUUAUGUGAAACAAAUAGGCUUCUUCGCGAAUUAUUACAGAAAAAUAACAUUGACAUACCAGAAAAUGUUGAAAUGUCAAACGAGAAAUCUUAUAUCACAGACUCUAUUUCUCAGAUGAGAGAAGAAAUUGAUAAAUUAAAAUCCAAUAAUAAUAAAUUAAGAUGUGAUUUAGCAAAUUCAAAUCAUGCACUUCAAACGGCAUAUACAGAUAUUGCAGAAUUAAGUGCCCAAAAUACAGAAUCUAUUAAGCAAGUUAACGCACUCAAAGAAGUGAUAACAGUAAGCAAGACUUUGAUCAACCUUCGUGAACAACAACUUACUGAGUUGAAAGACAAACUUAAUGAAAUAGAACAGUCUCUUGCUGAUAGAGAAACAAACAUGCUAUCAGCUGAUUUAAGACAGGAAUACGAACGUCAGUUACAAAAUAUUCGGACAUUACGUGGGUUAUAUGAAGAGCGAGCUAGAUUAGCAGAUGUAUCAAGACAAGCUCUUGCUAGAGAUCUAGAAGAGCAAAAACUACUUCUUGAGGCUGAAACAAAUAAAUCCAAUGAUCUCAGCAAUAAAGUUGAGGCACUUGAGACCAAGAUUAGUGAGUUAGAAGAAACAGUUGGUGAAAAAAAUAAUUUAAUAUCUUCUUGUCGUGAGGAAGCACGGGGCUUAAAAGCAGAAAUGUUGGUAAUUAAUAAGUUAUUUUCACAAGUACUAUUGGGCUACAAAAAUAAGCAAGAUUUAGAUAAACUAGUGCACCGUCUGGAAGAAAACCACGGCUUACUUACACAAAUGGCCGGCAGAGAGAAUGGUUCAGAAGUAUCUACAGAGCUACCAAAGUUAUUGUUAGAGAUCGUGAGCCAAAUAGACGAGGAAGACAAUAAUGACUUGAAUAUUAAUACUAAUGACCAAACAACCACGAUUGCAGAAAAUGAUUUCCAGAAAACUGAUACCCACUCUUCACUCAAUACUACACCUGAAGAAAUAGUUGAAAACCUUCCGAAAGUCUGGCGUGUAUUAAUGGAAUUAUUAAGUCAUCAAAGCGAAGCUGACACCAAUACCUCCGAGAAAGUAACAACCUGCUACAAGUCAGUCGAAACAAAAUCAGGACCAGUUCUUGUGCCAAGCGUUAGUCAAACUUACAUAAGGCUUAAGGAUUUGAUUCUUGAAAAAUUGACUUUGAUCAAAGAAGUAAGCCGCAUGAAACAACUGAAUACGCAUUUAGAAUCACGUUUAGAAGAACAAGAAAGAAGACUUUGUCUUGUUACAACCGAAUUAAGCAAAACGUGGCACGUCGUCGGUAGGUUACGGCGUCAUCAUCAUCAAUUACAUACGCAUGAAAAGAUACUUAAAUACGAACUACAACAAAAACGAAAAUUACUUAAUGAGCUAAAGGAGGAGCUUGAAUAUUGUCGUGAAAAAUGGGAACAAGCGAGGGAGAAAAAUACUCAAUCUGAAAAAGACUGGCGCAAGCUAAGAACUGAGUUUUCAAACAGAAAAUUAAAACCAGAGCAAGCCGCUAUUAAUAAUUCUGCUGAAAGUGGUUACAGUGAUGAGAGACCUUCAGAUUCAUCGGAUUCAAAUGAUGAAAGCGAGUAUGUUGAAACAAAGCUAAAAUGUAAAAAAAAGCUAAAAAAAUCAUUUGAAACUAUUAUAGACUCCAGUACAGAUUUUAAUUUGGCUGCGGAAAGGGAAGAUCCUGCAAGUGAUUUGUUAGAUGUAGCAGAACUUCCACUUGAUACUCAAGAAGAUAAUCCUGAGUGCGACGUGUCAGAUUUAUGUAAAAGUGAGAUUAUCUUAAAAAAAUUAAAAGUAUACGAUGAAACUGAAGAUGAAAUAGCUGAUAUGGCUAAUGAUUCGUGUGUAGAAGAUAUUUCCGUUGCGGAAAAUUCCAUCGCAGAUAAUAUAACGUGUGAUAAUACAAUUUUUCAAAACAAAAACCUAUGUGAUCGUGAUAGUAAUCCCCAUAUGGAGGAGAUACCGACACAAAGAAAUCAAAUAAAUGAAAAUGAUACAGAGAUUAAUUUUGAACGCAAAGAAGAAGAAGUUAAUGAUUCUGAAUGUAAGAAUGACAUGGACAAAAAUAUUCAAAAAACGCAAAAACACUUAAAUCUCUGUAAGGAUACAACUGAAAUUCCUGAUUCUAAGAUAACAGAAAAUAUACCACAAGAAUCCACACCAGAACAUUCAGAACAAAUUACAGAAAUCGAUUUUAGUGCAAUAUUAGAAAAUGUUAAAAAACAAAAAGAACGACUUCAGUUAAAAGACAAACGCUUAGAAAGAUUAGAAAAUGGAUGUUCAUCCGUUGUUUCAAAUAUAUCUAACACUCUUAAUUCUGGAGAUGAAAUGAUUGCUAAAUUAGACACCUUGCAUACAAAUUUGAAUCAAGGCGUACCAGUUCAAACACAGUUACAAAAACAAGACAUAUGCAAUAUUGAAAAUCAAAAUCCAACUGAUUUUGAAGAACCGUCAUCAUCCAGAGAUAUUGACCACGAAGCUAGAUUUGCUGCUCGUGAUAUACGAUUGAAAAGGUUGGAAGAGCAAACAAAAUCUCUAGUGAGUAAAGUAAAUAAAACAGCAACGAAAGGUGUAAAAAUCCAUUACAAGUUAGAAGAACUGCAUAAUAUUUAUGGUUCUGAAAAUUCGAGAUCCGGAACGCCAUCAGAAGAUACUGAAGAUAUUUCACAAAAUGAUGACGAAAUGCCAAACUAAUAAUCAUAUAUCUUAUUUAAUAUAUUGCAUGCAAACUAUAUUAAAACACAAAUAAAAUAUAUAUAUA
Molecule: messenger RNA, 3262 nt
Organism: Nymphalis io (European peacock)
Lineage: Eukaryota; Metazoa; Arthropoda; Insecta; Lepidoptera; Nymphalidae
Exons: 6
Coding region: 181-3195 (1004 amino acids)
Source: RefSeq, a predicted model, not a curated record